This is a messenger RNA of Penicillium nucicola, 2766 nucleotides long. RefSeq lists its product as uncharacterized. Lineage: Eukaryota; Fungi; Ascomycota; Eurotiomycetes; Eurotiales; Aspergillaceae. The coding region runs from base 1 to 2766 and encodes 921 amino acids. The record is from RefSeq and is a predicted model, not a curated record. The transcript has 4 exons.
AUGGUGAAGUCGGAUGUACGAAGGGAUUACUAUUCGGACCUCGGGCUCCAGCCCAGCUGCGAGGCCGAAGAUGUGAAGAAGCAAUUUCGGAAGCUAGCGCUCAAAUUCCACCCAGACCGCAAUCCCGGACGAGAAGCGGAAUUCAACGCUAAAUUCCAAGCUAUCCAAGCCGCAAACGAGAUUCUCAGUGACCCCCAGCAACGGCUAAAAUACGAUACCGAUCGUUUGCGCGCCGGCUACGGCAAGUUCUACGGACCUCCACCCACAAAGGCAAACACGCAACGCAAAACACAACCGUCUGCAUGGACACGCCAAACGGCAACCCCCUCGGGCCCUCCGCCAUCAGAGUGGGCGCAUCCGAAACAACAGAGCGGACCGUCAGCCGGGGCUCGGCGAUACGCUUCGCAUGCGCGUGCUGGUCCACAGCAAUGGCAGAAACCACAGGACGAGGGUCAGACAAGGGCUGAUGCCUUCCGCGGCUUUUCGAAUAUGAGAAAUUCUCAGGGGUGGCAAGGAUUUGACCCCGCUACAGGUCACUCUGCUGGAGCAGCUCCAGGUCCUGGUGCCCAGCGUCAGCCAUUUGGCAAUUACCGGCCGAAGUCUGCAUUUGAGACUUUCCAGAAAGCAUAUGCUAAGACAGAUGCUCCGAAGAAGAAGUAUGGCUUUGCGCCAGGUGCUGCUGGAGGAGAUGAGCCUAUGGCUCGUAACACUUCUGCUUAUAGCAGCAAUUCUCGAACCGAACGACCUAAUACCCAAUACUUUGAGUCUGCUGUGCCACCCACCGCCAAGAAACCAGCUACUCCUGAACCGCCUCAGCACCCAUUUAGUCCCGAGUUUGAACGGACUAGCCGAGGCUACGCUCAAACUGGGAAAGGCGAAAGGACUUUCGUUUCAAGUACUCCGCUAGGACGGUCGGAAAGCGUCCGUACACCUUCAGGAUCGUACCAAACAAAUUCACGCAAACCAACGACGCCUACCUCCGGUCGAUCUGGGAGACACAGAAGUGUCAGCCCUAAACCCAGCAAACCCGCCAACAACUAUGAUUCCACCAGUGCCAGUGAGUCGGAAGAUGAUGAAGACAGCGAAGACCUACCCCGGUCAAAUGGACCAAAACCCAGAGCGGUGCCCAAGAGCAGGCUUCGAUCGAACCAAAAGUUUUCCGAUAUGUAUCGCCAGGAACGACCAGGCCCUGGAACCGAGCAACUCAAAGACGCUGAUCCCCUUCAUGGACAUCAAUAUGCUAAUUGGAUUACCCCGAAAGGACACACCUCGGAUAGUGCAGCUUUUCCCAAAGGAUCGAACCGGACAGAUAAACAAUACCAGCCUGCGGGUUCCCCCUCCGCGACCAAGAAUGACCCGCCAACACAAAAGGAGCGUCCUCAGUCUACAGCAUUCGGGCGUAGUAGCACACAUGACUUGCACAAGAAGUUCUCUGCUGAAGACUGGCGGGAACAUUUGGGUCAAUUUGAUUUAUUCGGCUCGUCUUCGACAAGCACGAGCAAAGAAUCCCUGCCAAAAUCGCCAAAUGCGAACAAUCGGGGACGUACAAACAACCGACGCGGAACAACAACCUCAGCCGGGUCGCCUUUGCCAAAUCCCUUUGGUCCCACGCCUUUCCACCAACCUCCACCUCAACAGCAACCUACUCCCUUUGCCCAGGCAAAGUUCUCCGCGGACUCAUGGGCUGAGCAGUUAAGAAAUAUGAAUUGGGCCCCAGCGGCCGAGCAAGCACGGCAAGCAAAUGUCCCUCAGUCUCGGAGCCCUAAGAAACAACCUCGUGCAACAAAGUUGCGCAGUACUCCACAGCCAGCGAAUGUGGCAACCGAGGCAGACGAGGCCAAGAAUACGAUCAAUGGCGAGAGGACCACCCAACCGAAUGGCACAACUGCACCAGAUGUCGAAGCAAUGGAUUUAGAUGACGACCUGCCUACUCCACCUGAGGUCCCGCCUGUUCCUGGGAAGGCGCCUGUUGACGGAUCAAAUGGUCCAAGCUCUGCUAAUACAAGCUAUCCCGAUCUGGCUUCUCAUGCACCAGAUGUACCUCCGGUCAAAAAGGUCAAAACACCUACAAAGGCGCAAAGCUCAGCAGCAAAUGCAGACGCCCGUGCUCCUCUCUUCAACCUCGACAAUCUCCGCAACACCGUUCCCUUCUCCAGCACAACUGGCGGAGGUAUCGAGAACCUCGAAGACGUUCACGCAACCCUUCCUUUCGAGUCACAAGCCAAGCAACACACCACCACCAAGCGCGAUAUCAAACCCCGAGUUCUCCAACUUCCAAACCCACCCAAGCGACCAAAGGUCCCCGAACUCACAACCCUCACUCCAACCUCAACACAACGCGUUCUGCCCCGCGACAAAUGGCAAUAUUACGUGUCCGCAAUGGGUACCUACAUGCACGAGUGGAAUGCCUUCAACCGCCGUAUGCUCAAGCACUUUAACGCACGCCAAGAAGCGAACGAAACAGGCCUGGCUCCAGGUUGGAUCAGUGCCGUCGGCGACACUUCACGUCUUAAUACCAACGAUACAGAUGAUGACGAGAUCAAUGGUGUAAAUGGAAAGACCAAGAAUCGCAAUGAAUAUGAUGACCUUGAUGACUUCCUUAUCCCGGGUUCCUCGAAGGGUGGCUUUAGUGCUUAUCUGAGAGGAGUUGAGGAAGAUAUCCAGGUGCGGAAGCACUGGGAUGUGGCUUGUGAGUUGCAUCGUGAGUGUAUACUUGAUCUUGGGCGAUUGAGGGAGUGGAUUCGGAAUGGCGGGAAGGUUGUCUAG